This is a messenger RNA of Schistosoma turkestanicum, 2997 nucleotides long. The record is from the annotation of a GenBank genome assembly. Lineage: Eukaryota; Metazoa; Platyhelminthes; Trematoda; Strigeidida; Schistosomatidae.
AUGACAACAGUAACAAGUUCAAUUGACUUAACUAAACAAACCGAUAUAUGUUACAUUUCAAAUUUAAUCAAUUCAAAUAACAUGAUCAACAUGAAUGGUCAUAAUGUUGACACUGACAAUGAUAAUAAUGAGAAUGAGAAUAAGUAUCACAAUGAAACGAAUGAUAUUAAUAUUCAUCAUAAAACAUUGGAACAUUUACAACAAUUAAAUUUUCCUUCAAAUUUAUUAACCGAAAAUGAAAAUAUUAUCACAAUGAUGAAGCAAUUUAUUCAACAAUGUCAACAAUCCUCAUUCUCAUCUUCAUCAACAACAUCAUCAUCUUCGGUAUUAAAUAAUUCAGAUGAAUAUUUACGUAAUAAUCAUAAUGAUGAUAAUAAGCAUCAACCAUUGAACACAUUGAGUAAUUCUGAUGAAUUUGAACAAGAAAAUGAAGGACAAAAAUCAUUCCUCAUAUCUGAUCUUUUAAAUACAAAUAAUACAAUUGAUGAAUAUGAAGAAAACCAUACGAAAUUAUUGUCAAUAGAACAGAAAAUUAAAUCAGAAGCAGAUCAAUUUCUUGACCAAUCAUCAAUUGACUUAAAAUCCAAAUUAUCGAAUGAACAAAAAUCAUCAAAUUCAACUUUUCAAUCUACGAAUAUUAAUCCAUCUUUUCUAACAUCUAAACAAAACUCAUCAUUUUCAUUAAAUCAAAUUAUACAAUUAAAAAAUUCCACAUUCAAUCAUCAACCCAUUCAAUCAACAAAUCAUGAUGUACAGACAAACAAAAAUUGGCAUACAAAAACUUGUAAACGUAGAUUAACUGAUAAAACUUUACAAACAACUAAUCAAAAUCAUGUAAAAAUUAAACGUUCAAGAGAAAUUAACCAUUUACCGUAUUCUUUAUUAUCAAUAAAAUCAUCUAAAGACAAUGGAAAGAUGAAUAGUGAAACAGAUGAAUAUUUCAAUACACACUAUCAACAACAACACCAAGUACCAUAUCAUAGACUAUUUGAAUAUAAUACUACCAUUCAUAAUAAUAAUCUAGAUUUAUAUUCAUUGAAUCAUAAAUCUCAUACAGAACUAAUCAAUAAUUCUUGCAGAAAUUCAAAUCAAAAUGAUAAUCAUCAUGAUGGCGAUGAUGGCGAUGAAAAUUGUUGUUUGUAUGAACUUGAUGAUGAAAAUGAUAGUAAUGUAGGGGAACACGAUGAAGUUGAUUAUGAAAAUGAUGAGAAUGAGAAAAGUGAGAAAAAUGAUGAAAAUGAGAAUGAGAAUGACUCAGAUGAGGACAAUGAUGAUGACGAUGAUGAUGAUGAUGAUUAUAAUUUUAAAAAAUGUUUAAAAUCUACUAAAAACAAAAAUGGUAGUAGUAGUAUUAGUAGUGGUAAUGUAAAUGAUUCAACUAUGAAACCAAGACGUGCAAGAACUGCAUUUACUUAUGAACAAUUAGUUACAUUAGAAAAUAAAUUUAAAAUGACACGAUAUUUAUCAGUAUGUGAACGUUUAAAUCUUGCUUUAUCAUUAAAUCUAACAGAAACACAAGUAAAAAUUUGGUUUCAAAAUAGACGAACAAAAUGGAAAAAACAAAAUCCUGGUAAAGAUGUGAAUAUUCAAAAUGAUAAAUCGUUCAUUUCAAAAGUAAUGCUACCGUCUACAUCAUCACUAUCAUCAACAAUAAUGACUACAGUUCCAAUGUCAAGUAUACUUUCAUCGAUUCCGUCUAUACCGUCUGUUCAAUCCUUAGGUGUUCAUCGUCGUCAUCAUCAUUAUCAUAAUCAUCCUCAUCUUCAUUCACAACACAAUCAACCAGAAAUGGAAGCUUUCGCACAGCUAUCUAAACUGUAUUAUGAAGCAUCAUUGUCUAACAGAUCAAUACCAAAAGAAAUGUCAACACUGGAAUUCUUACGAACAAUAAACCAUAUGAUGAAUAAUAAUAGUUCACUUAGUUCACCAACAGUAAAUAAUAAAAACUCUCCAGAUUAUAAACAAAAUAAUGAUUCAGUCAAACAAACAGCUUCGUUGGAUUUAAACAAAUAUUCUAAUCUUUUAGAAUAUUAUCAACAAAUAUGGUCAUCUUUAAAUAAUCAAAAUAAUAAUUUUAUGCAUAAUAAUCAUUCAAAUUCACAACUGAACAAUGAAAUAUUCACUGGUGAUAUUAAACACUCAACCAGUUCAAUAAAUACGCUCACAUCUGAUUUGUACUCUGAUCAUUUUAAAUCAAUCAUAGAUAAAAAUAUAUUCCAACAAAUUGAUAUUCAUAAUCAGAAUGACAAUGCUGAGAAAUCUACUUUGAUAAAUAUCAAUGAACCUUAUCUAGAUCAUAAAAUUUUUAACAAAAGAGAAUUAUUCAAUCCUAUUAAAAAUAUGUUCAAUGAAUCAAUUAAAUCAUUACCUACAAAUACAUAUCCAAUUUUAUUUAAACCACUAUCUACAAAUGAAUCUAAAAUCCCUGUAUCAUUGAAUCAGGAUCAAGGUGAAAUGACACCAUAUUCUAUUGAACACAAUGAAAUAAGUCAAAUAAAACAAGCAAAUGAUAAAAAUAAUACAUUGAAUAAUAAACAAAAUGAAGUAAUAUGGAAUAAAAAUGCAAUGACUGCAGCUGCCUACGCCAUGUUGACAAAUUCAUUUGAACACACAAAUUUAAAACAAUACUUAAAUCAAUGGACAGAUAAAAAUGAAUUGUUCAAUUCAAUCUCAAAUAAUACUACUACUAAUAGUAAUAAUCAAAAUUUAUCAAUAGAAACAAAUUCUAAAAAAUUAGAUUUAUCUAAAACAAAACCGUCAAAUAAUAAUGACAAAAAUGAUGUUGAUGAUGAUGAUGAGGAUACAGACGAUGUCGAUCAUCAACAUUAUACUUCAACAAGUCCAUCCGGUUUACCACAUUCUACAACCUCUUCGUCAACUUCAUCACCACAUACAACACAUUUAUUUCAUGUUGAACAACAAUCAUCACCAGUUGAUUCAAUCAAUAAAUUAAAUGAUAAUUUACAUAAUCAUAAUACUCUUCAAUUGAUCAAUUGA